This is a messenger RNA of Chaetomium fimeti, 1912 nucleotides long. RefSeq names its product cytochrome P450. The transcript has 3 exons. The record is from RefSeq and is a predicted model, not a curated record. Lineage: Eukaryota; Fungi; Ascomycota; Sordariomycetes; Sordariales; Chaetomiaceae. Gene Ontology annotation, molecular function: iron ion binding; monooxygenase activity; oxidoreductase activity, acting on paired donors, with incorporation or reduction of molecular oxygen. The coding region runs from base 145 to 1719 and encodes 524 amino acids.
ACAGGUUAGGAAAUUCCCUGCAACAUGAUGGAGGUAUGUAAUAGAACUUGACAUGGGCGUCGUCCCCAUCCUCCCCCCUUUCAUGCUCGGCUUCAGAAACCCAGUUGGUCCUCGGCACCCAGCCGAACGGUGACGAGAUUGACCAUGCACCUCGACACGGCAACCCUGGCUCAGGCCUGCAGCAGCCAACAGUUUCUCGGGAUCAUUGUGGUAUUCGCAAUUGUUGCGAGCAUCUUAUUUCCACGUCUGUUUCAGAAGCAGAAGCAAGACGACACCCAGGAUGGCCUCUUCACGGCCAAUAAGCGCUUCUCCUGGGAACCGUCAUUCUUCUCGCGGGUUCGCUGGAUCACCAAUGCGCAGGAAAUCCUCACAGAUGCCGACAACAAGGCCCAGGGGCGUCCAUACCGCCUCGCGCGCGGCGACACCGACCAGAUCAUACUCCCGCCGGCGCUGAUCCCCGAGCUCAACCGGCUCGGGGCCGACGUGCUCAACAGCCGGGAGUCGCACGCGUUCGGGCUGCUGGGCCACCUGACGGGGAUGGGGGUGGUGCGCAAGACCAGCUUCCACGUGCGCGUGCUGCUCUCCCACAUCAGCCCGGCCCUGCCGGCGCUGUUCCCCCUGACGGGCGCCCGCAUCUCGGCUGCGAUUAAAGAAGAGUUUCCGCAGAGCGAUCAGUGGGUCGCCAUGAAGCCGAGUAAGGCUGUCGUGCGCUGCGUGAGCGAGUCUAUUGCGCUGGUUUUGUUCGGCGAGGAGAUGACGGCCAAAAACCCGGAGCUGGUCAACCUUGCGCAUGAGCAUACCAAUAACGUAUUCCAAGUCUGCUUUGCCAUGCGCUGCGUGCCGGCCUGGAUGCAGCCCUUUCUUGUCUGGCUUCUCCCCCCGAAAUGGAGCUUGCUCAGGGGCUGGAGAAAGUUGACGGGUUACGUCGUGCCCAGGGUGCAGCAGCUCAAAGAAGAGUUCGCCGAGAACCGCCGUGACAGAGAAGUCAACCCGGAUGUGCUUUCGUGGAUGGUGGAAGCCGGCCGGACUGAGAUGGAGCGUGACCCCAACGUGCUGACGGCCCUUGUGGGCUCUAUCGCGGCCGGGUCCACGUACAGCAUUGCCAAUUUUUGCUGCCGCACCAUCAUGGACAUGGUGGCUCACCCGGACGUCCUCGAUGCCGUCCGCGCCGAGAUUCGGGACAAGCACUCCGAUGUCCGUGGCCGGUGGGAUAUGGCGGCAUUGGCUAGCCUGGAAAAGCUGGAGUCGGCCAUGAAGGAGUCGGCUCGGCUGACCCCGGGUACUCUGCUCGUAUACAGCCGCGUUGUCAAGAAGGACCAUGUCCUCUCCACCGGUCUGGCGCUCAAGAAGGGCCAGUUUGUCACCAUGUCGGGCGCCACGCGGACGAUGGGCCCUGAGUAUUUCGAGAAUCCUCGGGAGUACCACGGUCUACGCUUCUGCGCUGAGGACAAGAUCGAGGAGCACCGCGCACGGCCUUUCAAAGACAUUGACACUGAUAUUCUCACUUGGGGAGCAGGGCGGUGGGCAUGCCCGGGUCGUUUGAUAUCCGACCUGGCCGCCAAGAUCUUGCUCGUCAAGCUGCUGGAUGAGUAUGACUUUGGCUUUGUCGGGAACAAGCCCCUGGCGCGCCAUUCCAUGCACGAAUUUCUCUUUUUUCACCCGGAUAAUCAAAUGCUCGUCAGGCGCAGGGAGGAUUCUCGCGGGAUUGUUUUUGUUUGAGAAAAGUCUCUAGGUACAUCAGGUUAUCUAAAAAGUGUGCUUCGUUGUGAUCCGAAAGGUUUCUAGGAGGCAAGUAGAAGAGCUAGCUUAGGCGGUAACUGAGUGUACGUGUUCCAUGGUUGACCUCUUAGUUACUUACCUAGGUGGCUACCUACUAUGUAGGUACCAAGGAAACCUCAACAAGUGGUAAUAA